AUGUCGACAUCCCCGCCUUUGAGCGAAAAAUCUGCCGUGGUAAAGCGUCCGGACCAUGCUCACCACGAUACAUCACAUAUGGAUGCAGAGACAAGAGCCAUUGCUGCCCAACCUGACCCUUCCUCCCUUGAAUUUGGUGCACUUAACUGGUUGUUCGCCCUCCCUGCUAUUUUCACCAUCGACACUUUCGGGCGUAGAAACUUACUUCUAUUCACGUUCCCCUGCAUGGCCAUCUGUCUUUUAAUCACGGGCUUCUUCUUCUGGAAUACUUCGGAAACGGGGCGUGUAGCUGGCGUUAGCGUCGGAAUAUACCUCUUUGCGAUCUUCUACUCUCCAGGCGAAGGUCCAGUUCCGUUCACGUACUCCGCAGAGGCGUUUCCUCUCUAUAUCCGUGAUAUCGGCAUGUCCUUUGCCACUGCGACCACUUGGUUCUGGAACUUCAUUCUGUCAAUUACUUGGCCUUCACUCAUUUUGGCCUUCAAACCACAAGGCAAGACCCUAGAGGAGCUCGACCAAGUCUUUGCAGUUCCCCUCGGUGCGCACGCUGCAUACGGCCUGCGGCAGAUACCCUACGGCUUCAAGAAGUUCGUGUUGUUCCAGAACCCGGUUCCUGAACAGCUUUAUCAGUUUGAGAGCGAGAGCGAGGUGUCGAGCACUGGGGGCGAUGAGACAGCGAGGGAGAUAAAGGAGGAUCUGGAGAAGACAAGAUGA
Molecule: messenger RNA, 711 nt
Organism: Suillus bovinus
Lineage: Eukaryota; Fungi; Basidiomycota; Agaricomycetes; Boletales; Suillaceae
Exons: 5
Coding region: 1-711 (236 amino acids)
Biological process (GO): transmembrane transport
Cellular component (GO): membrane
Molecular function (GO): myo-inositol:proton symporter activity
Source: RefSeq, a predicted model, not a curated record